Betta splendens (Siamese fighting fish) is the source of this 2786-nucleotide messenger RNA. It is a transcript of the gene pi4k2b, whose product is annotated as phosphatidylinositol 4-kinase type 2 beta. Gene Ontology annotation, cellular component: plasma membrane; lysosomal membrane; endosome. Lineage: Eukaryota; Metazoa; Chordata; Actinopteri; Anabantiformes; Osphronemidae. The record is from RefSeq and is a predicted model, not a curated record. Gene Ontology annotation, molecular function: 1-phosphatidylinositol 4-kinase activity. The transcript has 11 exons. The coding region runs from base 210 to 1718 and encodes 502 amino acids. Gene Ontology annotation, biological process: phosphatidylinositol phosphate biosynthetic process; endosome organization; Golgi organization.
CAUGCGUGCUGUGAUAAAUAGGAAGCAGCGCUGGCAAACUGGAUUAUGUGGACGUAUCAGUGAGCGAAAGCAGUUGCUUUCUAAUAAUUUAUUUAAGGCUUAUGUUGUCGUGGUAAGAGGGGACUCUAUUUAAAACGGAAAUGUGAUAAACUGAAGGGAAGUUGAAGGUGUAUUUUAAUGUAACUGUGCGUAUUAGACACUGAGCGACAAUGAUGUCAGAAUGCGACCCGACGGAGACAGAGACAGAAACCCGCGAGUCGGCGCCGGCGUCGAACUUUCACUCGGCGGAGCCUCCGAGGGUGUCGUUUGACAGGAGCCAGGCGAGUCUGGGGCUCGCGGCGAACCCCGGCGUCGCCGUCCGCGUCUCGGACUCCCGUGAAAGCGUCUUGACCGAGCUGGAGACGGACGGCUCGGGCGAGGAGGCGCUGCUGCUGCCGUGCCUGGCGGGGAGCGCGUCGUCGCCGCGGGGCGCGCGGGACAAGAGGAGCAGGCGGAACAGACGCAGCUCGUCGUCGGAUAAAGACACCCUGGCCUCCCCGGGUACCAACGGCGGCGACUUUAACCAUUUCCCUGAAGAUUUAGAGUUUGCAGAUAUUAUUCAAAAGGCAGAACAAGCUAUUGAGAAUGGCGUCUUUCCAGAGAGGAUAUCCCAGGGGUCCAGUGGGAGCUACUUUGUCAAAGACUCCAAAGGGAAAAUCAUCGGUGUUUUCAAACCAAAGUCAGAGGAGCCCUAUGGCCACCUGAACCCAAAAUGGACCAAAUAUUUUCACAAGCUCUGCUGUCCAUGUUGUUUUGGCCGCGGAUGCUUGUUACCUAACCAGGGUUAUCUCUCAGAGGCUGCUGCUUCGCUGGUUGAUACCAAGCUUGGCCUGGGAGUGGUGCCCAAAACUAAGGUGGUGUAUCUGGCUAGUGAGACCUUCCACUACAAUGCCAUCGACAGAGCAAAGUCCAGGGGGAAGAAGUACGCCUUAGAGAAAGUCCCCAAGGUGGGACGACGUUUCCACAGAGUGGGCCUACCUCCCAAGGUGGGCUCGUUCCAGCUCUUUGUGGAGGGUUACCGUGAAGCGGACUGCUGGCUGCGGCGCUUCGAAGCAGAACCUCUGCCGGAGAACAUCAGGAAGCAGCUGCAGUCACAGUUUGAGCGCCUGGUGGUGCUGGACUACGUCAUACGGAACACAGAUCGGGGAAAUGACAACUGGUUGAUCAAGUAUGAGAAGCCAGGAGAAGAAGCUGAAGGUGACGAACACAGGGGUGCAGACUGGCCAGAGAGCAGUCCAGACUGCUGCAUCAAAAUUGCUGCCAUCGACAACGGCCUGGCCUUCCCCUUCAAGCACCCAGAUGAGUGGAGAGCCUACCCAUUCCACUGGGCUUGGCUCCCUCAGGCGAAGGUGGCCUUCUCCCAGGAAACCAGAGACCUCGUGCUGUCCCGACUCUCUGACAUGAACUUUGUCCAGGACCUUUGUGAGGACCUCUACGAGAUGUUCAAGACAGACAAAGGCUUUGACAAAGCCAUGUUUGAGAGACAGAUGUCGGUUAUGAGGGGACAGGUUUUGAACCUGACGCAGGCCUUGAAGGACGGGAAGAGCCCCAUUCAGCUGGUACAAAUGCCCCGGGUGGUGGUAGAACGCAGCCGUUCAGGCCAAGGACGUGUAGUAACUUUAGGCAACGCCUUCACACAAACCUUCCAUUGCAAGCGGCCAUUUUUCUCCUCUUGGUAGCCAGAAAAGACUGCGGAUGGGACCUGAGGAGGGGCUUCUGCAACAGCUCACACUUCUCCAGAAACCAGUCCUUAAUUGGGCAAGGGCAAGUGGAAACUGCCGAUAUAUUGUCUUAAAAUGAAGGAGAAGACACACAGAAAAUGGUUUGUGAAGAAUUUGGGCUUGGGUCCAUGAUCAGCUUGUGGAGAGAGCACAGAGAAGCAGAGGGGCUGCGGAGGCUGGCGUGCCGCUGUCUCCUAGAGACCUUGGGGCUGUUUGCCGUUACCAUAGUGACUCGAUUGAAUAAGAGGUGGGCUCUGUUUAUUGUUAGGAGCCGGAAGGACUUUUUUUUUUUAACCCACCCAAAGUGUACCUCUUGCCUUUUGCAAGUUCUUGUAGUGAGGCUAACAGCCAAAGAACAGUCACUUCCACAGAGCUGUGGUGCAGUACUGUUUGAGAAUCUGAAGGACCGGUCUCUCGGACGUCUCCUGAAACCUUUCUCUUCGACAGUGUUGCUCCUGGUCUACGACACAGUCCAAAAAUAUAUUACUUUGCCUUGUAGGAUUGCUUUGUGAAAUAUAGAUGUGCACUCAGUGCUGGAAGUGUUACUAUUUCCUUGGACCAGACCACUCUUUUUGUUAGCUUUUAAGACCACAACAAACACAAACCCAGUGUCUUCAACUCACUACUGCCAAAUUCUGCUUGUGUGGGGAACGUUAAAAAGCCUCAAGUAUAUUGUUGAAACUUGAAUAUAAAAUGUGGAGGAGAAUUAAUAAUAAACACACUGUUUGAAUGUAAUCCAUUCACGGUUUCUCCUAAACAUUUCAGUAACGUCUAACAAUGAAUGUAUUUCCGACAUAUCUGAUAGCUGGCAGGCUGCGUUCUCUGGAACCGUGUGGCACGAGGGUGGGCUACCUCAUCCCUCCACUUUAUUACGCAUUAUAUGAAGAGGAAAUACCUAGAUAUUUCACACUUGCUUGAUGCUGUUGUGUUUUCGUAUGUAUGCAUCCUAAAAUUUGUAUUCCAACUAUAUGAUUGUAUGAGAAAAGCUGUAUAUUUAAAAUUAAAAAUAAAAUGGGAAAAACUGAA